CACCAACUUCCACACACAAUAUAAAGUUCACAAGAACUCUAGAUUAACACUCAUUUUCACGUUUUCAAAAGAAACGAAAAACUUUUAAAUUUGUAACAAAGUCUAUUCACCCCCUCUAGACUUUGUAUCUCACCACUUUGGGACCACCAAUUGGUAUCAGAGCCAACUUCUCACUAUCUACAUUUAGAUUAAAGAGAAGCGAUCAUAAUGGUGAACAAUAUGGAUCACGGUUUGCCCAAGUUCUCUCUUCUAGGUUAUGAUGAUUGGAAGAUCAUGAUGGAAGCACACCUCUAUACUCUACAUGAUUGCAUUUGGAUGAAGCACAAUCUGGAUAACGUCUCCAAAGUAGCCAUCUUCAAGACACUUGAUCUCAUCACCUUCUCCAAGAUCAAGCAUCUCAAGACUGCCAUGGACAUAUGGCAAGGUCUUGGAAAGCUGUGUGAGGGAUCAGAGGACCUGAGAAAGCAGAAGAUAGAGUGGUACACCAAAGCCACAGCUAUGGAAGAAGGAAGAAAUCUGGAGAACUACACAGUCCAAGGUCUUCUAGAUGAGCUCAGAACCUAUGAGCACAAGCUGAAGAAGAAGAAGGAAGAACAAGUCACUGCUUUUCCCACGGUAUUGAUGACAACUCCCAGAGUCCCAGCAAGCGAAGGGACAUGCCCAAGGAGCUGUGACACCCCUUCAUCCAGCCAGCCACCAAGCUCAAAAAUGGAGAAUUACGAUGAGGAGUUUGCCAUGAUGGUCAAACAAUUCUGGAAGUUCAAGAAGUUCUUCAAGAAAGCUGACUCAGAAGGCCAUCCAAGGGAAAGCCACAGAGAAAGAGAAAGAAACGACAAGAAGAAAAAGGCAAUGGUGGCAGCUGAAAGUGACGAGUCAUCCAGUUCAAGCUCGGAUGAAGAAGCCCUUGUCUGCAUGGAGUGCAAAGCUGAGAAGUCCAACCAUGAGGACCGGUGGACCAUGUCAAAAGAUGACACUCUCUACCUAAUGGCCAAGGAUGAUGCUGAUCAAGAGGUAACUUCACAAACCUCUUGUUCAUCUUCUUUUGAAAGCAUACCAACUUCUGAAAGUCUUUUUGACAAGUUCAAAAAGAUGAUGGAAGAUUUUGAGAAAAUAAAUCUUAAACACUCAUCCUUAACAGAGGAAAACAAGCUAUUGAGUGGAGAGAAUCUCAAGUUGACUGAAGGUCGGAAAGGUCAACUAAGUGAGAUUACUCAACUCAAGGCUGAGAAUGAAUCUCUUUCUGAAAAGGUGAAAUCCCUCAACAAGGAGCUAGGCAUACUGAAGUCCAAAGAAGCAGUGGAUAAGCUUCUUGAAACGACCAAACAUAAGGGCCGUGAAGGACUUGGGUUUGACCCCUCCAGUUCCAAAAGAAAAGGGAGAACAACUUUUAUCCCUCCUAAACCUAGUGCCAAACCCAAUAAGCAGAAAGGUAAGGAGAAGGAGAAACCAACAGAAGUUCCCAAAAAGAAUAACGAUAAACAGUUGGCCAUCAGGGCACAACUCCAACAUGACAAGCCAUUAAAGCAUGAUCAUGAGGUUCUAGAUCUCUCACACAAAGAUGAAGAAAUCAAUGAAGGAGAUAGAAUGAAGCCUACGAAGUUCAUUCCAUUCGGAAGUCUACCACUGAAGACUUCACAGAGAAAUCCGGAUUCAGACGGUGCUGAGCCUACCGGAAAUCAUGACCAGCCUUCCAAUAUACCAAAUCACUCACAUGGGGACAAUUCCGGAAAUGGCGAUCCAGUGCCAAUCCAUCCAGAUGCGGAUUUGGGCUAGCACACAUGCCUUCCUUCAUGGGAAAACGAACGGAAGCCAUCAGAAUGGGCCUUGUUGUUUUCGCACCAAAAAGUGUUCUAAUACUUAAAAUAAUUUUCUAUUAAAAAAUAGCUUUUUAUUUCUAAUCUUGGCCAAUUUUAACUAUUUAUGAUCAUUAAAAUCUUGCCUCUCAUCAUAUGCUUCACACUAAGUGUGAGGAAGAUUGUCAUGCUUUGAUUUUUCUACUCGCAUCCCGCAUUUGGACCUCGAGGACGAGGUCCAGCUUAAGUGUGAGGAGGUAGAAUAUCAGGUAUGAUUAUAUUCUAAAAAAUUAUUUUCUUGAUCAAUAAUCAGUUAAUGAAUUAGUUUUCAAUUA
Molecule: messenger RNA, 2128 nt
Organism: Cuscuta campestris
Lineage: Eukaryota; Viridiplantae; Streptophyta; Magnoliopsida; Solanales; Convolvulaceae
Source: the annotation of a GenBank genome assembly